This is a messenger RNA of Hevea brasiliensis (rubber tree), 1588 nucleotides long. Its product is annotated as ASC1-like protein. Gene Ontology annotation, molecular function: sphingosine N-acyltransferase activity. Gene Ontology annotation, biological process: ceramide biosynthetic process. Gene Ontology annotation, cellular component: endoplasmic reticulum; membrane. The record is from RefSeq and is a predicted model, not a curated record. Lineage: Eukaryota; Viridiplantae; Streptophyta; Magnoliopsida; Malpighiales; Euphorbiaceae. Bases 170 to 1090 code for a protein of 306 amino acids. The transcript has 7 exons.
UAUUAUUAUAACAAUGGUUGCAAUUUUAAGACGGGUAAAAUUCUGAUUUUUUAGAAACAGGGUUCAAGGCCAAAGUUUCUUUCUGCUCGUGUAUGAGAUUUACAAGAAGCUCUACUUCUUGUUUGUUUCUCGAGAAAUUCUUCAAUCUAUCGAAAGCAAAAGAUCCCUGAUGGGUUUCAUGGAUUACGUGAAAUUAAUUGGGUGGGAGCAUGAGUCUUACCCUGCUUAUGAAGAUUACAUUGUUCUACCUUUCUUUGUUCUGUUCUUCCCCUCAGUUCGGUUCUUUCUCGAUAGAUUUGUAUUUCAGAAAGUGGCAAGACGAUUAAUUUUUGGAAGGGGCCAUCAGACACUGGAUGUGGAGUCAGAUGAGAGAAAGAAGAAGAUACGAAAAUUCAAGGAGUCUGCUUGGAAAUGCCUAUAUUUUCUUUCAGGAGAGAUUCUAGCUUUGACUGUUACUUAUAGUGAGCCUUGGUUUACUAAUACAAAGUACUUUUGGGUUGGGCCGGGAAGUCAAGUUUGGCCAGACCAAAAAAUGAAGUUAAAAUUGAAAGCAUUGUAUAUGUAUGCUGCUGGAUUUUACACAUACUCCAUAUUUGCUCUGAUAUUCUGGGAAACAAGGCGUUCUGACUUUGGAGUGUCCAUGAGCCAUCAUGUUGCAACCGUCAUUCUCAUUGUGUUGUCUUACAUAUUCAGGUUUGCCCGUGUUGGUUCAGUUGUUUUAGCUAUUCAUGAUGCUAGUGAUAUACUUUUGGAGAUAGGAAAGAUGUCCAAAUAUAGUGGUGCUGAAGGGAUGGCUAGCUUUGCAUUUAUUAUUUUUGUUUUGUCUUGGAUCACACUGCGCCUCAUUUACUUUCCAUUCUGGGUCCUCUGGAGUACAAGUUAUGAAGUUGUGCAGACUGUGGACAAAAGCAAGCAUCCAGUGGACGGUCCAAUCUAUUAUUAUGUGUUCAAUACACUUCUGUAUUGCUUGCUUGUUCUCCAUAUUUACUGGUGGGUCCUGAUAUUUCGGAUGCUUGUUAAGCAAAUCCAAGCAAGGGGUCAGAUCAGUGAGGAUGUUCGAUCUGAUUCUGAAGAUGAACAUGAAGAUUGACCAAAAUCGUUAAUUGCAGCCUCAACAUAACUCACACGAAGUUGAGGACCCUGUGGUAUUAUAUUACAUGUCUGAUGUAUUCUAUGGCCACACUGGAAGGACUGAUCCGAAAGUAAAAAGGAUCCUCUGCAAUUCAAGGGCGUGUGGAUGGACAUAAAAUUCACAUGCUGAAAUGGAAAUUAAAGGUUGUAUUGAGUGAGUUGGUUGAUUAUUCAUUUGCUUGCAUUUGAUCCGUCGUAAGAAAACAUGCAUUGAUUCACAAACUGUAAAAACUGAGCCCCCAUCCAAUUUUGAGGGUUGCUCAUUACAUUUAAUUUUUCUUUGUUCAGUAAGAAGAGGGAUGUUAGUAUUUCCAUGUGGUUUUUGAGUUUGAUCAAUGAGUUGUUUUUAUAAAUAAUUUGUUACUAUAAUUAUGGAAAGCUGUAGUUACAUUGGUCAAUGCAACAAGUGAGAAACCACAUAACUUGGAAAUUUAAGAUUGGAUGCCUUCUUUUUUUA